UGUGGCGUCGUGGGUCCUUCGCGCCUCUCCGGGGGUCAGCGCCCAAGGACGGGCGCGGGCGGGGGUACUUGACAGCCAGCAGCUGGAGCCAGUCCUCGCGUACAGGCCCGCACUGGCACCUCCGGCCUCAGAGCCCGCUUCGUUUUGAGCCCUCACGAUUGCGAGUCGCUGAUUCGCAGCAGCCUCCAGGACUGCAGCUCGAGAGGACGGCGUCCUUUGCCCAUAAGCUGUCCCCCAUAGUCACGCUCUGCACUGUGAGGUGCAGCAUUUGACGAGUCAUCCCACACACCCACACCUCUUGCACCCACGUCUGCGUUAACUUCGCUCUUAACUUCCUAAAUUUGAGACCCCUCCCCUCUGCCUCCAGAAGAGGUCUUUCCCCCCGCCGCUUCCGUAAAAUUGAGAGUUAGGAAUUCCGGGUAUCCUGCAGAAAUCUUACUUUUAAGACUGAGAACCCAUUUAAUACCCCCAGAAAAGUUCAUGCUUACUAUAGAAUUGGUGGGCAAAGUGACACCAAGUGCACACAGGAAACUAUGGCCGAGCAUGGGGCUCACAUCACAACUGCUUCUGUGGUGGAUGACCAGCCAUCCAUCUUUGAGGUGGUAGCACAAGACAGUUUAAUGACAGCAGUGAGACCUGCUCUUCAGCAUGUGGUCAAGGUUCUUGCAGAAUCAAACCCUGCCCGCUAUGGCUUCCUUUGGAGGUGGUUUGAUGAAAUCUUUACCCUGCUAGAUCUUCUGCUUCAGCAGCAUUAUCUGUCUAAAACCAGUGCCUCAUUUUCUGAAAACUUUUAUGGCUUAAAGCGGAUUGUAAUGGGAGAUACACACAAGCUUCAGAGACUGGCCAGUGCUGGUCUCCCAAAGAAGCAGCUUUGGAAGUCAAUUAUGUUCCUGGUUCUUCUUCCCUACCUGAAAGUGAAGCUGGAGAAACUGGUUUCUAGCCUGAGAGAAGAGGAUGAAUAUUCUAUCCAUCCCCCUUCUUCCCGCUGGAAACGAUUUUACAGAGCCUUCCUGGCUGCCUAUCCAUUUGUUAACAUGGCCUGGGAAGGCUGGUUUCUUGUACAACAGCUUCGAUACAUCCUUGGAAAGGCUCAGCAUCACUCCCCACUGCUGAGUCUGGCUGGAGUUCGGCUAGGUCGACUUACAAUUCAGGACAUACAAGCUCUGGAGCACAAACCAGCGGAAGCCAGCAGGAUGCAGCAACCAGCCAGGAGCGUUAGUGAGAAGAUAAAGUCAGCUCUGAAUAAAGCUGUGGGGGGUGCUGCCUUAUCCCUCUCUACCGGCCUUUCUGUGGGUGUAUUCUUCCUGCAGUUCCUUGAGUGGUGGUACUCAUCUGAAAAUCAAGAAACCAUCAAAUCAUUGACUGCCCUGCCUACUCCACCACCACCUGUACACCUAGACUACAAUUCUGAUUCUCCUCUGUUACCCAAAAUGAAGACUGUGUGCCCGCUGUGUCGUAAAACCCGGGUGAACGAUACUGUUCUUGCCACCUCUGGCUAUGUGUUUUGUUAUCGCUGUGUGUUUAAUUAUGUGAGGAGUCACCAAGCUUGUCCUAUCACAGGUUAUCCAACAGAAGUACAACAUCUAAUUAAACUGUACUCCCCUGAGAACUGAGAACAAAAUUAUUGCACUGUAAGGCCACAGGGCUGGUUUUCAGCAUGGUACAUAGCAUUGUUUGAUACUUCUCAGCCUCAAUUCAUAAUUGUGUGAACUUUAAACAACUAUAUGGAUUUCUUUAAAAGGAUAUACCCAUUGAUCUUCACCUUUUAGCUUGCUCUCUGGACCCCUAUUUAGAGUUGACCAAGCUGGUUAGAGUAAGAGAAUCAGGCUUGGCAGGGGAUGUGAGGGUCAGUGUAGAGGAAGUAGAUAAAAGAGGAUAAUUAGCACAGAACCUUUUCCUGUCCCCUUCCUUAAAGGACAAGAGGUAUAGAAGCUCUCAGGAAAAACCCAAGUUAGACCUCAUAAGGUGGGUGGCGACAGGGAAGCAGUCUUUUUCUUUAGGGAAAAAAGCAUUUAUCUGCCUAGGAGGAAUAGGUUUUAUCAGAUUGCAAACUGUGAAAUGUGGACCCGCUCUUCAUAGAAAUACUUAGAAACAGUUUAGAAAAACUAUAGCUCCUUCCAUAUACUGUGACCUAUUUGUUAAGUAACAUCUGCUAUAGUUUAUCAACUUUUAAAGAUUUCUUUGAGUCAUACAUAUCUUUCUUGGGAAACUGAUUAAAGGAAAAUAGGAGUUGAGUGUAUAUAGAGAGUAGUCUGAAGAUUUCAGUGUAAAAGCAAAGCUAAUAAGCAAUGAAGAGACGAAGUAAAAUACUGAUCUAACUAUGACUAUGUAAAGAAAGGAUCCUUCCAUAAGCACUUUCUGCUUCCUGUUAAGAGGUUGCUAAACUGGCAUGAAUUAUUCUGGCUAUUACUAAAGUUUCUAUGAAACACUUAAGUAAAUUUUAAGAAUAAACGUUUUUGGCAAAGAGCUGUUACAUGUUGUCAUGAUUAUGCUGAAACUGGAAGAUUACCUGAGGU
Messenger RNA from Ceratotherium simum simum (southern white rhinoceros), 2516 nucleotides. RefSeq names its product peroxisomal biogenesis factor 12 (gene PEX12). Lineage: Eukaryota; Metazoa; Chordata; Mammalia; Perissodactyla; Rhinocerotidae. Gene Ontology annotation, molecular function: zinc ion binding; ubiquitin-protein transferase activity; protein binding. Gene Ontology annotation, cellular component: peroxisomal importomer complex; peroxisomal membrane. Gene Ontology annotation, biological process: protein import into peroxisome matrix; protein monoubiquitination. The record is from RefSeq and is a predicted model, not a curated record.